GUUUCCUCUUCCAGUCGUCAUUAAACACAAACCCUUUAUUUUUUUUCGCAUACCUUUAUUUUUUGCUUACCACUACGCUUGUCCGUCAUACAUUACCACAGCAUCGCAAGCCUCAUUGGUUCACUUUGUUGUUUGUUACGUUCAACUACUUAAUUGUUUUUUGCUAAACAAUUGUCGCUGCUGUUUGCACUAUUAGCACUCAGCACGUAAAAUCGCGCGCAGGCCUAUUAGUUCCUUGCGCACUUUUUGUUUUAUUUCCGCAAUUCCCCUUCACUUCAGUCACUCAUUCGCCCAUUCAAACUCAGCGCCUGCCAGUCAUGUACAACCUCGAUCUUAACUUUGAACAGGACGACUCGCGAACUGUCGACAGCGACUAUGACUAUGACAGUGACAUUGAGACCAAUGGCCUGGGCGACAACUCCUCCUGGGCCAGCCUCGACCGGCGCCUGCUCCAGCGCGUCGUAUCGUUCCUUCCACGCCCGAGCGACCGCCGUGAGUUUUGUCUGGUUAACAAGGAGUGGGCGCUCGCCGGCGAGCCGCACCUUUGGGCGUACCCCGAGUUCUCUACACCCCAGCAGCUGUCAACCUUCCUGCGUGUUGUCAGUGAUCGGACUAGCACCUAUGGCCCACACAUCCGCGGCAUCCGCUUCACGCUGCGCUCUCAAUACGACCGCCAUUUGACCUCUUCACAUUACUGCGAGGAGGACUCGGGCGCUGAUGCCGAGUUGCCCACGCUUCUGGAGAUUGCCCAGGGCCGCCACGUGCUUUCAGCUGACCCUGCGGUGCUCCGCCCCCUGCUGCACGGCUCGGACCUCAGCUCGCUCCCUGGCACUUCGGUUUGCCCGCAUGUGCUCACCCAUUGACAGUCUGUCCAUCUACGGCUUCCGUUUGCGGGACAAGUACAUUGUCAACGACAUUAUGC
Kickxella alabastrina is the source of this 922-nucleotide messenger RNA. RefSeq lists its product as uncharacterized. Bases 318 to 863 code for a protein of 181 amino acids. The record is from RefSeq and is a predicted model, not a curated record. NCBI's taxonomy places the organism in Eukaryota, Fungi, Kickxellomycota, Kickxellomycetes, Kickxellales, Kickxellaceae. The transcript has a single exon.